This is a messenger RNA of Nylanderia fulva, 638 nucleotides long. The record is from RefSeq and is a predicted model, not a curated record. Lineage: Eukaryota; Metazoa; Arthropoda; Insecta; Hymenoptera; Formicidae.
AUGUUCGAAAUAAGAAUCAAAUAUGAAGAAAUUGAUGAUAUAGACGAACUUAGAAUAUGUUUACGACAAGAAGCUGCAAGAUGGGCAUGUCUUCUUGAUGAUAUCACUUGUACGAAAGAAGCCAACAAUAAAUUAGAACAACAUCUCCAAGAUCUUGAAAAACACAAACUUUUGCCAUGGUGGAAGGAAUGGACAUAUUGUAAAGGUUUGAUGAUAAAUACCAACAAACCGACUUGGGAAUCAGUACAUGUUCAUUUAACUGCAGUAUUAAUUAUUAUUAUUAAUAAUGUAUAUUCCGUAAAUCUUCUAACUGAGGAAAUAAACGAACACGUUAAAUGGUUGAAAGCCUAUGCAAAGAUAUUAUUUGAUGAAAUAAAAGAAAUGGAUUCCAUAAUGCUAAAUUCUGACAAAGCUGAAAACAAGAUAUCAAUUCGCAAAUAUCAAAUCGAAAGACAGAAAGAGUAUUAUAGUCGGUUUUUCUUGUAGUGAAAUUUAAAAAAUUGCAGCUUUCUAUACGUGGAUAUACUUCAUAUGAAUAUUUUUAUAUUGUAUGUAUUAUUUAUUUUACUGCUUUAAUUAUUAUUGUUUUUUUAGAUGUAUUACUAUUCGACGCCUCUGUAUUUACUAAAUUUCAUGAC